AUGGUCCGCCAGAAAAGGAAAAUUUUACUUUAUCUUGACAAUGCACCAUCACACUUAAAAAUAAAUCUGUCUAACAUUAAACUUCAGUUUUCCCCAGCAAACACUACAUCAAAAUUACAGCCAAUGGACCAAGGAAUUAUUCAAACCCUCAAACUGAAAUUUAGAAAUCGCCAACUUAAGAAAAUGGUUCGUGAAAUGGAUCACAGCUCCAAAUGUGGAUCAGAAAUCCUGAAAAUUAUUUCUCUGUUGGAUGCAAUCUACUGGAUUGACAGAAGCUGGAAAGAAGUUGAAACGUCCACUAUAGUGAAGUGCUUUAAAAGAUGUGGUUUUGUUGAUAUGCAAAAUGAGAACCUUCCAACAACUGAAGUGGAUGUGAAUGAUGGGGGUGAUGAUGAUGAAGAUGAAGAUGAUGAUGUCCCACUUGCUGUCCUUCAGCUGCCAAGGGAACUUUUCGGUUGUGAAUUCCGAGAGUUAGUCAAGAUGGACGCGGAUAUGGAAGCAUGUGACAAUCAAGAAAGGGACUGGGACAAGCCAGCUUCAGAGAUUAUUGAGGAAAUGAAUGAGAAGGAAGAUGAGGAUUAUGAGGAAGAAGAGAGUGAGGAGUGUGAGUCUGUUAUUUGUCGGGAGAAGUUCUGCAAAAAUUUGGCGUAAAUGAAAAUUUAUUCAAAAUUUAUGCUCAAAUAUUAGAUAAACUUACAGUUAUUGAUGAUAUGAUAACAGAAGAACACAUCAAGUGCAAGUCAGGAGUGCAGACCAAAAUCAGCGACUUU
Magallana angulata is the source of this 770-nucleotide messenger RNA. RefSeq names its product tigger transposable element-derived protein 4-like. Lineage: Eukaryota; Metazoa; Mollusca; Bivalvia; Ostreida; Ostreidae. Gene Ontology annotation, cellular component: nucleus. The coding region runs from base 1 to 651 and encodes 216 amino acids. Gene Ontology annotation, molecular function: DNA binding. The record is from RefSeq and is a predicted model, not a curated record. The transcript has a single exon.